UUUCCUUUCUGCAGUAGGACGAGUAGAAAUACAACAAUACAGCGACUAUAUGUUUCAUCAACGAGCAAGUAUAAUCAGACAGCCGAUGUAGUUGUCCUUUGAUUUUUUGUGACCACCACACGCACUACCAAAUUGCUCUCACUCUCCUCGUACAACACCGAAAGAAGCACCUGACCUCCGGGACAAAAAUGUCAUUCUUUAUUUCCCGCUCUACGCCGCCUGUCUCCAUGCGGCGCGCCUCGACCCCGAGGCUGACCAUCCUGAACAUCCGCGACAUAGAUGCCGCCUGGUGGCAACUGCGGAACUUCAUCACCGAGAAAACCGGGAUUUACCCCCAAAACGUCAACAUUAUUUGGGGCAUGAUGAAGAGCUGGGCGACGGUGGAAUUUGACACGGUGGAGGAAGCGCAGCAGUGCAUUGACAAGUGCGACGAACAGGAAUUCCGCGGGGCAAUUAUCACGGUCAGGCAGGACCGCGAGGACCGGUCGCUGGAGAUUUUCUGCACGGACUGCCGACAAAAAAGGAAGUGCGCAAAAACCGGGUUCUGGUACCGGCAGAAUCAGUGGUAUUGCAGCGGCUGCACGGUUUUUGAGGAAUUGCGGCUAUUCCCCAUCUUCGACACCAACACGCAUUUAGAAUACAUCAUGGACAAGCAGUUCUACUAUCCGGACGAGGAAAUCGCGGAGGCUGUUGCAGCUCUCCCCCUAAAAACCACGCCGAGCUUCUCCGUUAUUACCUGCUGUACGAAGCUGGACCAGAUCGACAACUGCCUGCGGUUGGUAAAGAACGGCCAAGGGCACGUGCUGGCCAGCUUCGGAACGCAUCCGAAGAACGCACUGUACGACUGGGACGAGAACAUGGCGGCCAUGAUGAUGGACGCGGUGGAAAAGUGCAGACGGGAGAAUGGAGAAAAGUCUGUCGUUGCCUGGGGCGAGACCGGGUUGGAUUUCGCGGGAUACGAGCAGCUACCAGACCAAGAGUACGUGAGGAGCACGAUUGAGAAGCAGAAGUUGGUUUUUCAGGAAAACAUCGCGAUCGCGAAGAAACUACAAGUUCCGCUGAAGCUCCACAGCCGCGAUUGCGAAAGAGAUUUUCUGGAAUUCAUCGAGAGGAACUUAGACCCUGACUACCCGUUUCACUGGCACGCGGUGAUUGCUUCGAUCCCUGCGAUUCUCCGCUGUUUGGCCCGGUUUUCGAAUUGCUACUUCGGCAUUUGCGGCGCGGUCUGCUUUCCCUACGCGGACGACUGGGACUUGCCGAAUCAGUUGGAGGAGGGGCGGCAAGAUAAUGUUGAUAUGACCGGUGGAACCACUAGCACGACUACUUCUAAUAUAAAGCUGAACCUGUACGACAUGGUAAAAGCGAUCCCCCUCGACCGGAUUCUGUUGGAGACCGACGCGCCGAAUUUCGCCACGAAAACCGGCUCGCCCGCGGACGUGCUGGAGAUCGCAAAUUACAUCAGCUGGCUGAAAGAGGUCAAAGUGGAGGAAGUGAUCCGGGUCACGAGCGAGAACGCCUUCAAACUUUACGGCGUUCGAGCGAAGGAGAGAGACGCUGGCAAUAUGAAAAGUUCACGCUAUAUUAAAAACGACGUGCGCAUGGAUGGAAAUGAGCAAGCGCAACUUUUUCCGUCCCGCUACACGCUAGAUAAAUGGAAAGAGGAGAAGAAAAAAGAAGCAGCGAUGGCGGGGAGUGGAGGGAGGGGAGCAAACUGCAUAAUUGGCAUUUCUAGUCCGUGUUCCACUUCCACCACAUCGGCCACGACCACUGAUAGCACGAGACAGCCACAGAUUACGCAGGUGAAGAGCCUGAGGAGUGGGGGCGAUGUGACAAAAAUCGGGAGCGACAGCAUUUUCAACCCCUUUGGCAUGAAGAAGGUUCUACGAGUGAAGAAGAAAGGCACUACAGGUGGAACGAGCGCCGGAGGUGCCUUGACGUCUUCCGGAGCGUCCGCUGGGCCAAACUCGUCCGGCACGACGAGAAAGACCGCGACUUUGCCCAAAAAUUCCUCUGCGAAUGGCGGCUGAAGGGUUGCAGAGUCAGCAGCUACGAUUAUAUACUGAAUACGGCCUAUUUGAUAAAGCGGAAGGAUUCACCAAAGUUGUGAUCCCAUACAGAGAUCAUAUUUUGAUUGUACCUGAUCCCACAUUCACCACAAACAAGAUUCGUUCAAGAGGCUUGAUGUUGAUGAGCAACAUCCUGAAUGCAUUUCUUCGACAACAAGAUGACCAAAUUGGAGUGAUAUUACAACUUCAUACUUCGGUCUCUUUAUUCGAAAACGAUGGAAC
This is a messenger RNA of Amoebophrya sp. A120, 2288 nucleotides long. NCBI's taxonomy places the organism in Eukaryota, Dinophyceae, Syndiniales, Amoebophryaceae. The record is from the annotation of a GenBank genome assembly.